Pelagomonas calceolata is the source of this 1313-nucleotide messenger RNA. Lineage: Eukaryota; Pelagophyceae; Pelagomonadales; Pelagomonadaceae. The record is from the annotation of a GenBank genome assembly.
ACAUACUCUUGCUAUUGUGCUGUGAUACUUGCCUCGUCGCGUAAAUGCUCCUUAGACGUUCAGUGCUAGUACUUGCAAGCUGUGCCCUCACGGGAGGGGUAGUUCAUGUGGAUGGUGAUGCAGUGCACAACCGCACCUCCCCCCGAUCCGCCUCCCAACCAAAUGACGAGGGCCUCGUUGUCAAGCCGCGGCGACCGGUGAGCGAGGUCGUCGCGGAGACAACGUCGCUCCGCGGCUGGUGGGACGCAGAGCACACGCAACAGUCGGUCGCUGUCUACCGGUCAUCAAACCUCGACACAUUUGCUGCGCGGCCGGCACGCUUUGCGGUUGUCAUCGUGGGACUGUUGCGCACGUGGGGGUACUCGCUACCGUCCCUGGAGCGGUGCGUGCUCACGCCUAACGCUCCUGUCGACGUCUUCGCCCGGCUCUCUGUUGACCUUGACGUUGACUACGACGUGAUAAAAAAAACAUUGGCGACCAUCCAGCGACGAGAAGUAGUUGUUGCGCACUUCAAUCUCCCGACACUUUCCGCCAUCGCGAGCGAAAUUGGUGCACCGUGCACCAGCCAGAAGCGGGAAUGCGUUCCCUCUAAUGUCGCACGGCAUAAAUCAGCAGAGAGCAAAGGCAUCCUCAACAAUUACAGGUCGCGCUUCCUGGCGUUCGCAGCACUCGAGGCGCACGCGCAGCGGCGGAACCAGACAUACGACGCCGUCGUCCUCACUCGGCCUGACAUCGCCUUUCCGCACGAGCCACUCUUCCUCAACCUUGUGGCAAACCAGCAUCCACAUCUCUUAAUUCCGGCCUCCAUCGACGUCCCGCUCAACGACCAGUUUGCUCUUGGCUCACAGGUGGCGCUUCGCCACUACGCAUCUGCCUACGCACACUGCUCAUGGUGGCCAAGCAAACCAGGCAUCACCAUCCUCACGCAUCCGUGCGGAUUUCGUCAGGCAGGGCUCAGGAAGGCCAUAAAAUCGCACCUUGAGCCUGAACGCCCUGAGGCACUCCGCCGGUUUUGGUUCGAGUAUUACAUACUCCGGGAGACCCAGCUACGAAGCUACAAGCAAGCCCCAGACACCUGGACCAAAGCCCAUAACCCGAUUGUGUGCCGCGGCGAGCUAAGCUGGAGAAUGCCCACGGCGUCGGCGGCAUCGCUUGUCAAUCUCAACACGACGUGCUCCUGCGACCCCGCAAGUUUACCUGGAGUCAAACGCCGGAGAGGCAUCGUAAUGCAGUCAGAGGUGCUUUUUCGGUAUUGCAACUACGACGGUGUGGAUUACUGCCAUCCGAGUCGCGCAUGUAAGUUUAGUAUAUGA